AUGCCAUUAAACAUCAUCCUCAUCGGCGCCGGCCUCAUCGGUCCCCGCCACGCCGACUCCGUCGUCCGCCAUCCCUCGACCACGCUCCUCGCCCUAAUCGACCCCUCCCCCAGCGCCCCCACCACCGCCUCAACCCUAAACACACUCUACUUCCCCUCCCUCCCGGCUCUCCUCUCCACCCCGGACAUUCCCCACCCGGACGCCGCAAUAAUCUGCACCCCGAAUCACACCCACGUGAGUAUCGCCAUCGCGUGCCUCGAAGCGGGAAUACACGUCCUGCUUGAGAAGCCGGUGAGUGAGUGUGUUGAGACGGGACUUCCCCUACUUCGUGCUGUGAGACAGUAUCCGGGGGUGAAGGUGUUGAUUGGACAUCAUCGCCGGUUUAAUCCGUACAUUACCAAAACGAAAGAGAUUCUAGACUCUGGGGUUUUGGGGAUGAUUAUUGCGAUCUCGGGACUCUGGACGAUCUAUAAACCAGAUGAGUAUUUCGCUCCGCCGACGGAGUGGAGACGGGAGAAGGGACGGGGUGGAGUAUUGGGGAUCAAUUUCAUCCAUGAUGUCGAUUUGAUGCAUUAUUUGUUGGGACCGAUUACGAGAGUAUAUGGUGAGAAGACGAUGAUGCAGCGGGGAGGGGAGGAUAAGAGCCAUACGGCGGAGGAAGGGGCGGCGAUUACGUUGCGGUUUAAGAGUGGGGUGGUGGGUACGUUUGUGGUGUGUGAUGGGGUGGUGGCGCCGUGGAGUUUUGAGGUCGGGACGGGGGAGAAUCCGUUGAUUCCGAUGGUCGAGGGGGAUGGGGAUGGGGAAGGGGGGUUUUAUCGGGUGUUGGGGACGAGAGGGGCGUUGAGUGUGCCGGAUUUGAAGACGUGGAGGUAUGAGGGGGAGAGGAGUUGGAGGGAGAAGUUGAAGGUGGAGGAGUAUAUUGGGGAGGUGGAUCGGGAGGGAGUGCCGUUUGAUUUGCAACUAGGGCAUUUUGUCGAUGUCAUUGAGGGGAGGGAGAGUGUGGCGAGGUGUGAUGCCGUCGAGGGGUUACGGGCGUUGGUGGUGGUGGAUGCGGUGAAGAGGGCGUUGGAGGGGGAGACGGUCGUCGAGGUGGUGGAUGUGGAAGAGUUGGUGCAGUGA
Molecule: messenger RNA, 1119 nt
Organism: Aspergillus ibericus CBS 121593
Lineage: Eukaryota; Fungi; Ascomycota; Eurotiomycetes; Eurotiales; Aspergillaceae
Product: Gfo/Idh/MocA family protein
Exons: 1
Coding region: 1-1119 (372 amino acids)
Molecular function (GO): nucleotide binding
Source: RefSeq, a predicted model, not a curated record